AUGUCGUCCUACACAACACCACUAUUUCAUACAUCUCAUACACCACCAUUGAUUAACCCAGCCCCAACGAGCUCUCCAUACCAUCCAUAUUAUCCAGACUACUAUCCAGAGAAGGGUAGGACGACCACAUCUAUAAUCUUAGCGGCUCUCCUGGUCUGUGGAGGCGUAUUUCUCCUUAUUCUUGUUCUUUGCUGCCUUGUCGGAUGCUGUUGCCACCGACACCGUAUGAAGGCUAAAGAUAAACAGAUCCAAGAACUUCAAGAGACGUUAGCCACGAGAGCAAUUCCAUUCAGUAAUGGGGUUACUUACCAUUCUAGUGGGAUUGUUAAUAAUGGCGACAACAAUGAUGAUAAAGUCAUCAAUAAUGCAGGCGUCCACCAAGGGAAUAAUACGAUCACAGCAUACUUGACAAACCAGAGAGGAACAAAUGGUGAUGAAUUGGUGUUGGUCUCGAAGCAACAGUUACAACGGAUUCAAUUUUCAGCCUCUCCAAUAUCUCUGAAGCAACCGUAA
Lobosporangium transversale is the source of this 513-nucleotide messenger RNA. RefSeq lists its product as hypothetical. NCBI's taxonomy places the organism in Eukaryota, Fungi, Mortierellomycota, Mortierellomycetes, Mortierellales, Mortierellaceae. The record is from RefSeq and is a predicted model, not a curated record. The coding region runs from base 1 to 513 and encodes 170 amino acids. The transcript has a single exon.